GUGGUAAAAGGCCGGUACCUCGGGCAAGAUGGCUACGAAGAGUCUCGCUUCCCGCCUCCGGGGCUCCCGGCGUUUUCUGAGCGGCUUCGUGGCUGGGGCUGUAGUGGGAGCUGCGGGAGCUGGGCUCACGGCCCUGCAGUUCUUCCGGAGUCAGGGCGCUGAGGGAGCGUUGACAGGGAAGCAGCCGGAUGGAUCUGCGGAAAAGGCUGUCUUGGAACAAUUUGGAUUCCCUUUAACUGGAACAGAGACAAGGUGUUACACUAAUCACGCUUUGUCUUAUGAUCAGGCAAAGCGGGUGCCUAGAUGGGUUCUUGAACAUAUUUCCAAAAGCAAGAUAAUGGAUUCUUCAAGUUUACACUCCUACCAUCAUUGUUUGUUCUCUCUCUCAACCUUCACCCAUGGUGAUGCAGACAGAAAGCAUUGUAAAUUUAAGCCUGAUCCCAAUAUCCCUCCAACCUUCAGUGCCUUCAAUGAAGAUUAUGUUGGAAGUGGGUGGUCACGAGGACACAUGGCUCCAGCAGGAAAUAACAAAUUUUCAAGUAAAGCCAUGGCUGAAACCUUUUACCUUUCUAACAUUGUGCCUCAGGAUGUUGAUAAUAAUUCUGGAUAUUGGAACAGAAUAGAAAUGUACUGUCGAGAGCUGACAGAAAGGUUUGAAGAUGUUUGGGUGGUAUCUGGGCCUUUGACCUUACCUCAGACUGGAAGCGAUGGAAAGAAAAUAGUUAGUUACCAGGUGAUUGGCAAGGACAACGUGGCAGUCCCCUCACACCUUUAUAAGGUAAUCCUGGCCCGCAGAAGCUCAGUAUCUACCGAACCACUGGCGCUAGGGGCCUUUGUGGUACCCAAUGAAGCCAUCGGCUUCCAGCCCCAGUUAACUGAAUUCCAAGUGAGCCUCCAGGACCUAGAGAAGUUGUCAGGACUGGUGUUUUUUCCUCAUUUGGAUAGAACUAGUGAUAUCCGGAAUAUCUGCUCUGUGGACACCUGUAAGCUCCUGAAUUUCCAGGAGUUCACCUUGUACUUGAGUACAAGAAAGAUUGAAGGAGCCCGAUCAGUGCUCAGACUGGAAAAGAUCAUGGAAAACUUGAAGAAUGCAGAGAUUGAACCAGAUGAUUACUUUAUGAGUCGCUAUGAGAAGAAGCUAGAAGAACUCAAAGCUAAAGAGCACUCAGGAACCCAGACAAGAAAGCCAUCCUAGUUUUUAUCUCAAGAUGUGUCAUACCAUCUGUAAUGAAGCAGGCAUGCCCUCUUUAGGCUAACAUAUUUUAGUGGCUUUGCUUUUUGCUUUUUAAAAAAUUUUUCUCUUUAAGAGAUGUGGUCUCGCUGUGUCAUCCAGGCUGGAGUGCAGUGGUGGAAUCAUAGCUCACUAUAGCCUCAAACUUCUGGGCUUAAGCAAUCCUCCUGCCUCUGCCCCCUGAGCAACUGGGACUACAGGCACACACCAUCGCCCUCAGCUACUAGUGGCUUUGCUUUAAAGAAACAAUGGAAUCCUAAAUUUAUGACUAAAAAUUCCCCCAAAAGAUGAAAGAUCUACAGUGUUUUUGUCAGUAUUAUAUUUGACUCAGGAACUAAUUAUUAAGGGAGCUUUGACACCUGCAGAUGGAGGGCUGAUCUUGUGUCAAGUUAACAGGAAGACUGCCCACAGAUGACACUGCAUUUGUAUCCCUCUGGAUGUAGAGUAUUGGGAAGACAUUUGUUUAGUUUCAUGCUUCCAAACCAUGCAUUGUCUUUGAUGUAUCUGCCCAGCCUUCUCAGAACUCAGUGUUGUACAUUUUUCCCCCUAGGACCUGAAUUGGUCUUGGAGGCAGCUUUUAGAAAUCUUCUAUGUAGUUCCUGUCCACAUGCACUGUAUAUUUGUUUCCUCUUUCUCCUCUCAUGAAUCUGCUCUUUUCUCUAGUUCUGUCUACGUAGAAGCACUCAGCAACUAGUUUCUGCUCAUUAAAUGUGUUCUAUAUACUAGGCUCAGUGCUUUACAUGUGUUGUCUCACAAUGACUCUCUGAGGUAAAUAUACUAUCCCCAUUUUACCUGUGAGAAAAUUGAGGCUUAGAGAGCUUAGUGUCUUACCUGAGUUUCACUUUUCCAAAGUAGUCAUCCACAAAGUAUGAGGCAGACAGAUCUAAGAGAAGAAAGACAGCUGAGGUAGAUUCGUCUUUUCUGACAUGGAUGGUGGCUUUUUACUCAGAAAUAUAUACCUAUUUCCAUGGGUAUUUGUGGGCCCGAGGCGUGCUUGGCAAGAAGACCUUGGUUUCUCGUCUGCUAUGCAAGCCAAAGGGACUUUAAUGUUCUUUGAAUUGAACCCUCCUUAGCUCUGUGGAAAGAGACAGUCAGGAGUAUUUGGGAAUUAGACGGCAAUACUUUGUGGGGUUUAUUAGAGCCCAUGCUUGCCUCCAGAGAUACAGUUCUUUUAGUGACCAGAUACUGCCAAAUUGAUGUGUUCUUGCUUUCCAGGUGAGCUUUUUGUUCUUAAGAUUAAGAAACCUAUGACGGGUCUACGGCCAGGCAUGGUGGCUUAGGCCUAUAAUCUCAGCACUUUGGGAAAUCGAGGUGGAUGGAUCGCUUGAGCCCAGGAGUUUGAGACCAGCCUGGGCAACAUAAUGAAACCCUGUCUUUACAAAAAAAUACAAAAAU
Molecule: messenger RNA, 2626 nt
Organism: Pongo pygmaeus (Bornean orangutan)
Lineage: Eukaryota; Metazoa; Chordata; Mammalia; Primates; Hominidae
Gene: EXOG
Product: exo/endonuclease G
Exons: 7
Coding region: 29-1195 (388 amino acids)
Biological process (GO): apoptotic DNA fragmentation
Cellular component (GO): nucleus; mitochondrial inner membrane
Molecular function (GO): 5'-3' exonuclease activity; metal ion binding; RNA endonuclease activity
Source: RefSeq, a predicted model, not a curated record